UUGCAAGCCGCAAGAAAGUAGAAAUUCCUGUAGUAGGUCUUAUUAAAUUAUUAGAGAAAGUGUAUUAAUAAUAAGGCAACAAAUUUAUCAAGUGACUUUGUCACGACUUAUUGGCCAUUGUAAUUGCUGCUGUCGCUCCUGCUCAUGAGUAGUCAUCGAGAAGGAGCUGAACUCGAUCGUAUAACUAUUAAAAUACACAAUAUGAAGCGCAGCGCGUCUCGCUCUCCAGGCAGAGGUAACUUGGUGCGCAACUCUAGGAGCAUGGGUCGUGGCUAUGACAAUGGCAGCGGAGUGCCCGGCGAUUCGCCCGAGCGUAUCUCACCUGAGCGUAUGCGCCGUCGCUUGGAACGUUCGCCUAGUCCACGUGGACGUUACGGCUCUCCGCAUCGAGAUGCUUAUAUGCGAGGACCUCCUUCCGCAGAACGUCCAGCCGGGUACAAGGUAUUAUGCGUAAGCGCUUUGCCGCCCAAGGCUUCAGAUGAGUUUAUUGAAGAGACGUUGUACAGGGAAUACAAGAAGUUUGGCGAUUUCAGUGUGCGUUUAGCUCAUGAUUUGGACGAGCGUGUGGCAUAUGUUUGUUUUCGCACGCCGGAAGAUGCACGCGAGGCCAAGCAUCACAAGCCGCGUUUGAUAAUCUAUGAUAAAAUGGCCAUCGUAGAGCCAGUUUACAAGUCCACUACUCGGCCAGAGUAUAGACCACGUCACUCUAUGUCGCCGCCAGACUAUGAGCGUUAUCAUUAUUCGCGUUCGCCAAUGGGUCCAGGUGUUCCAUUGGAUCAUCGCCGUCCGCCAAUAGAUCCCUAUGACCGUUAUGGACCACCAAUGCAUCCGCAUGCAGUACAUCCACGUGAAUAUCGUCCCAUGCAUCACGAGUAUCCACCACAUCCUCCACGUGGCCCUCCUAUGCACCGUGGGCAUGCCCAUCCGCAUGGUCAUCAUAUGCACGGCCAUCCGCCUCCACAUCAGUAUGCACCUAUGCGACCCAUGGCACCUAGACCGCAUGUGCCGUACGAGAAGCCAGAAAGCAAGAAAGACAAGUUCCCAAAUUAUUUGCACCAUGUGCAGCCCGAAGAUGAUCCGCUGUCAACGCGCACACUAUUUGCUGGAAACCUUGAGGUAACUAUUGCCGAUGACGAACUGCGUCGCAUUUUUGGCAAAUACGGCGUAGUUGAUGAUAUUGACAUAAAGCGACCUCCUCCCGGCACUGGCAAUGCGUUUGCUUUUGUGCGCUAUCAAAACCUGGAUAUGGCGCAUCGGGCCAAAAUUGAGCUAUCCGGCCAGUACAUCGGCAAGUUUCAGUGCAAAAUAGGCUACGGAAAGGUGACACCUGCAACGCGCAUGUGGAUCGGUGGCCUUGGCGCAUGGACUUCGGUCACACAGCUGGAGCGCGAGUUCGAUCGCUUUGGUGCUAUUAAGAAGAUCGAGUAUCAAAAGGGCGAACCCUAUGCCUAUAUACAGUACGAAACCGUAGAAGCAGCUACAGCGGCGGUCAAAGAGAUGCGUGGUUUUCCGUUGGGUGGACCGGAGCGUCGGCUGCGCACCGAUUUUGCCGAGCUGCCUGGCGCUACGCCUGCUGCUCCUUUUAAAAGCUCAAAGCCUUCAUACGAUGAGGCUGCUUUAGAGUACAGACGACCCGAAUAUGAUCCUUAUUACGAGGAACCAGCAGCGGCAUCAGCGUAUGCACCACGCGUUGGCUAUUCCCCGUAUCCGCCACGUGGCGGCUAUCGUGGCCGUGGCGGUGGCUAUCGUGGACGUGGGCGUGGAAUGUAUCAUUAUCACAAUGAUGUUCACAGGCCACCGCAUCCGGGCGCAUUGAGUGGUACAUCUGCUGUGCCUCCGCCAGGUGGUGCUGAGGACGAAUGGCGCCGUCCGCCCGGUGAGUCUUAUGAUCGCGCGCGCUCCAGCUCGCGUGAACCCGGCGUAGAGCGCUCGAGGUCACGUUCACCGCUAAAGCGAGCACGCUCGCCCGGUUCCGAGUCAGAUACAUCGACACGACGCACCGAUGCACUGGGUAAUGUUACCAGCGUUUCGGAUGUGGCACGCAAAUGCAGUACCAUAUGGACGGGAGCGCUAAUACUAAAGAGCUCUCUAUUUCCGGCCAAGUUCCAUUUGACAGAUGGAGAUACAGACAUUGUGGAGUCGCUGAUGCGUGACGAGGAGGGAAAACAUAACUUGCGCAUUACGCAGCGAUUACGUCUCGAUCCACCCAAGCUGGAGGAUGUUCAGAAACGCAUUGCAUCCUCCUCAUCGCAUGCCAUCUUCAUGGGUCUGUCUGGCUCCACUGUGGACACCAAUUGCGAUGACGCCAGCGUACAGACGCGUCCGCUGCGUAAUUUGGUUUCGUAUCUAAAGCAAAAGGAAGCAGCCGGUGUGAUAUCACUCCUCAACAAAGAAACUGAAGCCACAGGCGUGCUCUAUGCCUUUCCGCCCUGUGAAUUUUCCACGGAGUUGCUGAAGCGCACUUGCCACAGCCUUAGCGAAGAGGGUCUUAAGGAGGACCAUCUGGUCAUUGUGGUGGUUCGUGGCGGCACAGCCUAAAGGACAAAGGAUUCGGUCGACUCCAGCUUACACACAUACUGGCAUACACAUGCAUAUAUACAGACAAAGAUAGUUUUUCCCGAUUUAUACACAUAUGUAUAUGUGUAUAUAAUAGUUGUGGAUGAGUAUGGAUUUACAAGGAGUUACACGCACAUACACACACUAACAACACUGACUGGUAUUAUAUUAAUCCCAUAUAUUAUUGUUCUUUUUGCAGACAUUCUUUAUCCCUUAACAUUAUUUUGUUUACUGCAUUUUAUGGUUAGACAAAAACCAAACGAAAAGAAAAGUGUUAGUGUUAGUGAGUGUGUACAACAAAACAAAAACCGUUAUAGUUACAGUUCAACAGUUUGCAGUUACUUUUUGAUUUGUCUAACAACUAUAUAUUGCUAACAAUUGUGCCAAAAACAAAAAUAGUUCU
This is a messenger RNA of Drosophila busckii, 2959 nucleotides long. It is a transcript of the gene nito, whose product is annotated as RNA-binding protein spenito. Gene Ontology annotation, biological process: regulation of alternative mRNA splicing, via spliceosome. The record is from RefSeq and is a predicted model, not a curated record. Gene Ontology annotation, molecular function: mRNA binding. Gene Ontology annotation, cellular component: nucleus. Bases 145 to 2538 code for a protein of 797 amino acids. NCBI's taxonomy places the organism in Eukaryota, Metazoa, Arthropoda, Insecta, Diptera, Drosophilidae. The transcript has 3 exons.